Racocetra persica is the source of this 309-nucleotide messenger RNA. The record is from the annotation of a GenBank genome assembly. NCBI's taxonomy places the organism in Eukaryota, Fungi, Glomeromycota, Glomeromycetes, Diversisporales, Gigasporaceae.
AAUUAACUUGUAAAAUUGGAACAUUAAGAGAUAAUUUUAAAAUGGCAGAAGCUGAAAGUAGUCGAAAUGCAAUAAAAAUGAAUGAUGCAAUAGAUAAAAGAAAUCAUACAGAAAGAAAAUAUAAUUUUGCCAUAGCACAGCACAAACGUGAACUAAGAAGAAGAGACGAAAGAGAAAACGACCUUCAUUCACAAAUUACCCUUUUAAGAAAUAGAAUUCAGGAAUUAGAAUCAUUGUUAGACGAAAGAGAGAUCGACCUUAGCCUUUUAAGAAAUAGGAUUCAGGAAUUAGAAUCAUUGUUAAAUAUCA